Cladocopium goreaui is the source of this 3453-nucleotide messenger RNA. The record is from the annotation of a GenBank genome assembly. Lineage: Eukaryota; Dinophyceae; Suessiales; Symbiodiniaceae.
AUGCCCAUUGCAGAGAAAACCAUCCGGAGCCUCAAGUUGGUGAACAAAAACUUGGAGGAGGUCGACCUCUUGCUUCUUCGCUGGCCUGCGGAGGGGGAUGUUUGGAUGCUAGCUUUGCCUUGUCGGGUCAGUCGGGGUGGCUUGAUUCUAGCAGUACCGGGGAACGGAAUUCCCGACGAGGAUUUGAGCCAAGGCCAAGAGGCUUCUCCCGAAGACAUUUUGGGACCCAGCCUUCAUGUCACCAUUUCUCUCCAAGCAGAAGAGAGCCUAGGGGAUGCAGUGGAGGUGCUGUUGUUGGAGUUCACAAUGGGCAUCCGACAACAGCUGGAAAGGAAAGCUCCUCGGACUCGAAGGCCGUACCUGCGUUUUGCAGAGGCCCAGCAGCUCCCGGACAUGGCGGAGUUGGACGAUGCAGUAGACGAAUGGGUCACAAGUGGAUCCCUCCGAGAUGCGGACUGGCAAACAGCUUUGGAAGAGGAGGAGAAUCCGGCACCCCAAGCCGACCUGAAGGCUGUGGUGGCUGUCCUAGCAAAGCUGGAGAAGCGCGUGGAGGAGCUUCAAAAGCACCCAAAUCUGCAGACUGUGAAGACACCAGCUCCUCAAAGGAAAGCGACCGCCAAGACACAAGCCGCGCCUCCGCAAAUCGACGGUCCCAACGACAAGGACAUGGCCGAAAUUCUGCGAGCCAUGCGAGAAGAGGUGGGCUCUCGGCCAGAGAGAAUUGCAGACGAGCCAGCCUCUCGGAUUACGGCUCAAGAUUGCAUCAACCUGGUCGUUCCAGACAUGGCCCAGUCUUCUUCGGGCCCGUCAGUCGACGACAUGAUGAAAAUCAGCAUGCUGAAGCUCAUGAAGGAAAUGCAAGCAAAAGGCAGCAGGAAGAACAAGAAACUUCCGGGCCUGGUGGGCACGAACGGCAGCUCUUCCGAGGAGGAGGGAGAAACCUGGUCUUCUACCAGUCGCGGAGGAAAAGCCAUCGAGGCAGUGGAAAAGCUCCGGUAUGCCAUGAAGCAAAACCCGGGCGCCUACUUGGAAAGGAUGGAAGCUCGCAUGCAGCGGGCGGUGGGGGCCGAAGAAAUGGGCCCGUUGAUCCCCGAGAAGUUCAUUCGUUCAGUGCCUGUAGGCCGCUCGCGGACAGCAGGGUAUGCACUGAGCGGCUUUGCUACCAUUCACAAAUUGAUGCUGGAAGGGAAGCAGAGACAUGCCCGUCUUCACUGUGUCAGAAUGAUAUCUGCAAUGGAACAAUUCCUGCUGGACGAGUCUUGGGGGGUGGCAAGUCGCCUGACAGGCGUAGAGGAGCCUCCAUGGUCCCAUUGGGCCAGUCAGGACCUCGCUUCCAUCCGAAAACAAUACAUCUACACGCGGUUGAUGGACGCGACAUGGAUUGGAGCCAUCAUCAACGAGCUGAAGGAGGAAGAGUGGAGCUCUUUCCGUGCCCGCCUCCUUUCCCUUGGAGUUGUGAUAAAGGUCCUCUUCAAGGACGUUCUCGCCGAAGAGCUGCUAGGUCGAUGGUCCGCCUGGGCACUUCUGAGUCUGGAUGCGGCCUCCGGCUACCAGCAGUUGGAACUCAUUUGUCGUGAUUUGGUGUGUGCUUGUUCUGUUGAUGAUAUCCGAGAUUUUUAUCAUGCUUAUGUGGCAACUGAGAAAAGAGCCCGGAGUAGUCCUGUAGGGCCUAGUUUUCGGUGGGGUGAGGUGGCACAUUUGAAAGCUGCGCAAGCAGCACUGGCAGCGAACCGGAUCACAACUGGUGACAGAUUGGUGUGUUGUUUCAAGGGUUUAGGUGAUGAAGUCACCACACUGGCCCAAGAGGGUCGCGAUCAGCAGGUAUUUGAAGCAGCUACAGGGGCCCGGAACGAAUUGAUGGUGCUGGCUAGUUGCGCCCCGCUCUGCGUGUGCGAUGCCAGGGCUCUUCCUGAUUCUUUUCUUUAUUGUGUUGAUGCCUCUCCGUCUGGUGCGGGGGUGUGUCGGGCUGAAGUCGGGGUUGAAGUGUCUGGGGAGUUGUGGCGUCGUGGUGACAAGGUGGGUUAUCGAAUGCCUUUGCUGUCCAGGCUGCAGUCGAGUUUGAAGGGCAGUGGCUGGGAUGAGGAGGCGGUUUUGAGUGAGGAGGAGUCUACGGGUGAUGAAGGCAGGGGGUCUGCUAGUGUGGGGCAAAUGCAUGGGAGUUUGGAAGUUGUUUUUGAACAUCGCGUGAUGUUGGCUGAUCCGUCUUUGGCGUUGUUUGAGUUUCCUUUUGACUUGUUGGAAGUUUAUGCUGGAGGUGCGCAAAUGUCUCAUGCGUGGAAGGCUAAAGGUUUCAAGGUCUUGCCGCCGCUCGAGGUGAAACAAGGUUGGGACCUCCUUGACCCUGAGUUGUUUUUUGGCCUCUUGUCUUUUGUCAGGGCUGGAAAGGUCCGGUUUCUGUGGUGGGCCCCUCCUGGUGCUACGUUUUCCUCGUCGCAGGCUGCGAGGGUGAGGUCUGCGGAGGCGCCUUGGGGUUUGGAUGUGCUUGCGGAUUGUGUGGUGAAAGGUAAUCUGCACGCUUGUCAGUGCGCCCUGUUGGCGUUGGUUCAGGUUACGCUUGGGCUCUUCAUGGCAGGCAAAAAUUUGCAUGUGGCCAGCAUUCACUUCCCAACUUGGUCUUUGAGAGCUGAUGGCCCAAGCAGGGGCCGCAAGGGCAGCCGUCAGGCUGCCAGCAAGUUGGAUGGCCUGCAGGGGCUCUCUAGGGCCCUUAAUCGUUGGUAUCUGUUUGUUGGCGUGUUGCUUUUGUCCGCUAGUGGCAGCGCCGCGGCCCCCAGCAGUUCACCUUCGAGAUCGCUCAUUGAUCGAAAGAGGCAGGAUCACCGAGCGGACUCGAAGCAUUCGACAAGGGCUGCUCAACAAACUGGAAACGUGGUUGGCCGAACAGCUUCCGGACACUUCUCUGGAGCUCUUGGCACGGCACCACAUAGAUGUUUUGUCAGAGUGGCUCGAAGAAUAUAUGGUCACCUUGUAUCUGGAGGGGGCAAGCCGUCGCUCCGCGGCGGAGAGUCUCAAUGCGGUGGUCCAACAAUUUGGCUGGCUUCGAUCCUCUCUUGCUGCGCCGUGGAAUGUGCUGAAGACGUGGGAUAUGUUGGAGCCAGUGACACACCACCCACCAAUGCCUUUGCAAGUCGUUCUUGCGCUUGCAAGUACUGCUCUGGCCUGGAAUUGGCCGCAUUUUGCGGCCCUGCUGGUCAUAGGCUAUUUUGGCUUACUGAGACCCUCAGAGCUUGUUGGCUUGCGACGACGAGACCUGCCACUUCCACAGGACCACUGGGAACCGCAAGUCUUGUACGUUCGAAUAGGCCAGCCGAAGACGCGCUUUCGUGCUGCAAUGGCGCAGCACGUGCGCAUCGACGAAACAGGCGUUGCUGCUUGGGUACAGCUGAUCCUGGGCUCAAUGCCGAUGUGGAGAAAACUUUGGUGUGGUUCUGUCAGCUCCUUCAAGACUCGCCUUGA